UCGAGAAAGCAGCGGGCUGGACUGCCUUUCCCAGCAUGCCGCGCGGCGGCCAAGGCGUGGCCCGGAAGAGGCGGGAGCCAGAAAGAGUGAGGGAGAGAGGGGCUCAGUCGGUUCGGGCCGCGCUCGGUGCCGCCGCCGCCGCCGCCAUUAGCCGAGUGGGAGCUGCGAGGGCGAUGAAUCACGUCAGGACUUCUGUUGGGAGCUGCCUGCUGGUGUGCCGUUGCGUUUAUAGGACUUAGCUUUAAGACCCUUUGCUGGCUCCAGCUGAGGAUUCAGAAUGGGAGACAAGCCCAUUUGGGAGCAGAUUGGUUCUAGCUUUGUACAGCAUUACUACCAGUUAUUCGAUACAGACAGGACUCAAUUAGGAGCAAUAUAUAUAGACGCCUCAUGCCUUACGUGGGAAGGACAACAAUUUCAGGGCAAAGCAGCUAUUGUUGAAAAACUUUCAAGCCUUCCUUUUCAGAAAAUACAGCACAGCAUCACAGCACAAGACCAUCAGCCCACACCUGACAGCUGUAUACUCAGUAUGGUAGUUGGACAGCUUAAGGCUGAUGAAGAUCCUAUUAUGGGAUUUCACCAGAUAUUUUUAUUAAAGAACUUCAAUGAUGCUUGGGUUUGCACCAAUGACAUGUUCAGGCUAGCAUUGCACAACUUUGGUUGAGACGGCAUCCCCGAGGCACCUGUCAUUUUUCUUUUCUCCUCCUUACAGAUAUUAAUCACACUUAUGGAACAUUCCAAAUAUCAUACACAAACCUGCAACACAGCAGCGCGUGGACGAGUGAGCGAGAUCUCUGCGACCUGCCCUCUGAAGAGUUUUAUGUUGUGUCACUAGAAGAGUUCCUUGUGCAUGAUGUUUGGAAGUUUAGACUUAGCUGCAUUUGACAAGGGAAAUGUGUGUCUUACCAGCAUGCCUCGGGAAGCAUCCAUAACGCAAAAAAAGGUUGUGGUUCUAUACUGACAAGUUUCUCUAAAUAACCCAAAGAAACAAAGAAAGGAGAGAAAAGAACAGCAGCCUGAAUGCAGCUCAGAUACUGGUUUUUUUUUUGUUCAGAUGUUUCAGUGCUACAUUAUACAAUAAAACCAUGACAUUUUCCUAAUA
Molecule: messenger RNA, 1099 nt
Organism: Sphaerodactylus townsendi
Lineage: Eukaryota; Metazoa; Chordata; Lepidosauria; Squamata; Sphaerodactylidae
Gene: NUTF2
Product: nuclear transport factor 2
Exons: 6
Coding region: 278-661 (127 amino acids)
Biological process (GO): protein import into nucleus
Cellular component (GO): nuclear pore central transport channel
Source: RefSeq, a predicted model, not a curated record